CCCCUGCAGGCGUGGACAGGGACUGCUACAACCGGCACAAUAGGCGGUGAGGAGGAGUGGACCAGCAGCAGCCAGCACAGGCGUGUGUCUGUCACAGGAAAACACCGCUGCGGGGAGUGAUACCGCCCUCUCCCCGCGUCCACACGUCCAUAGCCUUAGUACCAGCCUCUUCAUCGGGAUGCACUGAUCCAGACCGUGUGUUUUCCCUCGCAGGGCUUCACCGGCGGCGGCUCCUCCAUGCGUCAGGACGGGAAUGGAGCAGGAAUCCGGUACUACGGCGGCGGUGUCCGCGGCUGCGGGGACUUUCCUCUCCCUGAACGAGCACGAGCAGCGGUAUUACUCGGGGCUCCACGCCGUGUGCCAGGCUGACACUUCGGGGAAACUGUCGUCUCCUAAAGUGGCCGAGCUGUUCAAAGCGUCUCAGCUGCCCCCAGAAGCCCUGCAUAAAGUAACGGAGGUUUGUGGAGCCAAACGCCUGGGAUACUUUGGCACAGCCCAGUUUUAUGUGGCCCUGAAGCUUCUGGCUGCAGCCCAGUCUGGACUCCCCAUUCGCCUGGAGAGCGUUACAGCCAACCUCCCAUUACCCAGAUUUGUGGGUCUGCAGAGUGAAGCAGAGAUACGGUACCCCUCCAUUCCAGCAGGGGGAGUAGAGGGACAGGUGGCCGCGAGUGCGACAGGACCUGGAUUAUCCUGGACCGGCGCAGACAGGAGCGCCUACAGACAUGUGGAGCCCGGGGCAGAGAAGAAAGAGUUGUGGUCUCCUCCCAGAUCACCGUGCACAUCGCCCCCUCGAUCUCCCUCCAGCUACCGCAGCUACCCAUACUCCAGGAAUGGAGCAGAGCCACACAUGGUCUAUCCUGUAGACAUCCACUCAUCUCGCUCAGGGGUUCAGCUGGAGCCACACUCUUCUCCCAGUAACUAUGGGACCAAACCCUCUGCAGACCUCUCCUCUGCUGCUGCUAUUGUUCGGGCUGGAUCCUCUGAGCGACUUGACCAGCAGGGGGCAGACUACCCGGAUGAUGACCCCUGGAGGAUCACAGAAGAACAGCUCCAGUAUUACACAAACCAGUUCACAAGUCUGCAGCCAGAUCUUGGGGCACUCAUUAUAGGGGCCGUUGCCAAAGACUUCUUCACAAAAUCCAAGCUGCCGAUCCCAGAGCUGUCCCAUAUUUGGGAGUUGAGUGACAUGGACAGAGACGGAGCACUCACGUUUUCUGAGUUCUGCACAGCCUUCCAUCUGAUUGUAGCUCGUAAAAAUGGCUACCCACUCCCCGAGAGCCUGCCCCCCACCCUCAGACUGGCGUUUGUACAGCCAGAGGAGGACAUCCCGGAAACGCCUGAACCUCUCAUUGUCUUUGAGGACACUGAGGUGAAGCACAGUCAGAAUAUUGACAUCGUGGAAAGACUUCAGCCUCAAAUAAAACCAAAUGCAAGUGAGGAGGCUACUAAACAAGCUGAUACCACUGUGAGGAUAGCAGCAACACUGGAACCCACUCCAGAACCUAUGACCUUUCCUCAAAGACCAGAUCCUCCACAAGAGCUGGACCCACAGAUGAAGACGAAAACUAGACCCAGAUCAUACUCCAGUACAUCUAUUGAAGAUGCCAUUAAGAAAGCAGAGGAGCCACCCACUCCUCCACCACGACCACAGAAGUCCCACUCCCGGGCCUCAUCCCUGGACCUCAACAAGCUUUUCCAACAGGGCGCAUUAGGUGCAAAAAGUGGCUGGCUUCCUCCACCUCCUGCACUGCCUCCCAGACCGGCACCCUCACAGGUCCCCCAUUUUGCCCCGGAGAAACCUCCUCAAAACAAGGUGCAGCAGCCAAACUUCGCAGACUUCAGUCACUUUAGAGAAGAGGAGGAGAGCAGCGCAAAGGGCGAAGGUCAAAGUGUGCGCUCCAGAUUUGGGCCAAGUACCGAAGAAGACUUGACUGGCGCUUCAAAACAGGAUUUGCUCCACAGUGCACCGCAGAAACCAGUUCGUAGGAAAUACCAUACAGAAGUCCCAAACAUGGACGUACCACCCCCUGCAAUGACGCUGGCUCCUCCCACCAAGGCUCCUCAGAAGGUGCUGUCCAAACAGAAGAGGGAGAUCCAAAUGGCCAUCCGUAAGAACAAGGAAACCAACGCGGUGCUGAAACGUCUCAACAGCGAGCUCCAGCAGCAGCUCAAGGUGGUUCACCAGGAGAGGGUCACCUUGGAGUCCCAGCUGGAGCUUGUGCGGCCCGUGGCUACAACAUGACUCAGACUGGACUAAGGUCAUAUGGUCCUGCUUCAUCCCAGAGUCUUUGUAAGGACUAUAGACUCUUCAACAAAGUCAAACUUAUCUGGGCGUCGAACUUGCAUCUCCGGUGGUGCCCCACUUGGACAUGUUCAAGUACUUCAGCUACUGCAACAUGCUGCAAGACAAUGUAUUUUAUCACGACUGUAUUAUAUGGCUAUGUAAGUUAUUCUGUUUCACUGUGGGAUCCUAACUUAUUUGUUUUAUGUUAUGUGUAUUUGUUCUUUAAAGCUCAUCCAUCAUCUGUCUAUGCAUCUCACUGUUAUGAAGUACAACUUUGAGAUUGUUUACAUACUGAAUGCAUAUACAGAUCAGGCAUAACAUUAUGGACUCACUAUUCAUGGUGAGUUUUUCUAUAAUGACAAUCUGCAUGUUAUACAGCAAUAUAUAUUUUGGAGAUGGUCUUAACUAGCCGUUAUCUAGCCAUGUUAGACUUGCCUUUCUUCAUAUUGAACUCACCCAGCAUAAGGAUGCCAAAAUGAUGAGAUAAACUUUGUUACUUGGCCACAAUGUUACGCCUGAUCAUUGUAUACUGCUAUCCAAUGUAUGCACCCAUGUGUGAAGGUGCUACAGAUGUUAUUGCACUGCUAGCAAAAUGCACAUUGCAAAGUUGUACUAAAUGUUUUUAUAAUUAGUUUUUUAUCAUUUCUGCUCUGCACACUCCAUAUGUGUGUGGUGUUAUGGCACGCAGAGGGAUCAUGAAGACUAAAUAAAAUGAGCAAUGAACUUUUUAAUUUAAGAUUUGUAACAUGACAGUUCUAUUUUUCCAUAAUGCAUCUCUAUUUUUGUUCAAAACAUAAACAUUACAUGAAUUACUUUUAUCAUUAAAGAUGGCACAAACUGAAUGGACUUGCGUGCUAUUGAGAUUGCUAUAUUUGGUAAAAGACAUGAUUGCCUUCCUGGAUGUAAUGUGAUGCUGCAUGUUUGAUCAAAAAGACUGGACAGUUACAAAGUGCUCUCCUGACAAUAAACCAAUAAAGUUGUCUAUUUUUA
Messenger RNA from Boleophthalmus pectinirostris (great blue-spotted mudskipper), 3274 nucleotides. It is a transcript of the gene reps2, whose product is annotated as RALBP1 associated Eps domain containing 2. The coding region runs from base 254 to 2242 and encodes 662 amino acids. The record is from RefSeq and is a predicted model, not a curated record. Gene Ontology annotation, cellular component: cytoplasm; plasma membrane. Gene Ontology annotation, molecular function: calcium ion binding; protein binding. Gene Ontology annotation, biological process: endocytosis; endosomal transport. NCBI's taxonomy places the organism in Eukaryota, Metazoa, Chordata, Actinopteri, Gobiiformes, Gobiidae. The transcript has 19 exons.